Neofelis nebulosa (Clouded leopard) is the source of this 2392-nucleotide messenger RNA. It is a transcript of the gene DNAJC19, whose product is annotated as DnaJ heat shock protein family (Hsp40) member C19. The coding region runs from base 323 to 745 and encodes 140 amino acids. The transcript is spliced from 7 exons. Gene Ontology annotation, molecular function: ATPase activator activity. Gene Ontology annotation, biological process: protein import into mitochondrial matrix. Gene Ontology annotation, cellular component: PAM complex, Tim23 associated import motor. The record is from RefSeq and is a predicted model, not a curated record. Lineage: Eukaryota; Metazoa; Chordata; Mammalia; Carnivora; Felidae.
CCGGCCUAAUUUGCGGCCGCUACUGCCGUAUUUCCUAGGCACCUGUGUCUGAGCGGUUUGUGCCUGCUGGUGUCCGCGUCGCUCUCUGGUAGGGGCGUGAAAUUUUGUGGCUACGGCAUUUGGUCUGGAAUGAACGGCGCUCUCGGUGGAGGCCGGGGAGCCGAGCCAGAGCCAUGACGCCCCAGUGCCGAAGGCACUCUGAAAAGCGAGUCUAGUGAAGUCCACAUUUGACGUUGAGAUGCGUUAUCAGAAUUCUACAGUGACCUUAAACAGUUCUUUCUCUAGCGGAAAUUUUAUUUCCAUUAUUCUUGAUUGAACUUGAAUGUGGCCUCAUUUGCCCGGAGAUGCAAAAGACGUUUUCAAAGGGAGGGAAAUCAUUCUUUUCACUGCUGUAAAGGCCAGUACAGUGGUAGCAGUUGGACUGACCAUUGCUGCUGCAGGAUUUGCAGGCCGUUAUGUUUUGCAAGCCAUGAAACAUAUGGAGCCUCAAGUAAAACAAGUUUUUCAAAGUCUACCAAAAUCUGCUUUCAGUGGUGGCUAUUAUAGAGGUGGGUUUGAACCUAAAAUGACAAAACGAGAAGCAGCAUUAAUACUAGGCGUAAGCCCUACUGCCAAUAAAGGAAAAAUAAGAGAUGCCCAUAGACGAAUUAUGCUUUUAAAUCACCCAGACAAGGGAGGAUCUCCUUAUAUAGCAGCCAAAAUCAAUGAAGCUAAAGAUUUACUAGAAGGUCAAGCUAAAAAAUGAAGUAAAUGUGUGAAUUUUAAGUUCUUGUUAGUUUAUGUAUAUGCGUGCUAGCUUUUUAUAAUAAAAGGCCUCAAAGCUACAAAUUUUAAAAAUGAUUUAGCACAAGCUAAACCAAAGCUUGGGUAUAAGUUUCUUUGAAUUUGAGGAUUUUAAAUCAGGUGAUAAAAUAUUUGGAGAUUUAACACUCAGUAAUUAUGGAUAAAUGCAUACCAUCUGAAUAGAAAUAUUUUUCAUUAUUCAUUUAGCAAGUAAUUUCUUACCCACUUCAAGGCAAAAUGAAUGUGACAGUCUGACUUUGAAAGGGCUCCCAAUCUAAUGGGAUGCUGAUAAACUGGUAAUUAAAAUACAGCAGGGAUAGGGGCACGUGGAUGGCUCAGUCUGUUAAGCAUCUGACUUCAGCUCAGGUCAUGAUCUCACAGCUGUGAGAUCAAGCCCCACAUAGGACUCUGCACUGGGCAUGAAGCCUGCUUAAGAUUCUCUCUCUCCCUCCCUCUCCCAGGCUCACACACGUGCACACACGCAUUCUCAAAAAACAAAAACAGUGGGAUAUUAGGAUGGCAUGAAUUCAUACAGGUUAUAGGAGGGAUUCAUCUUCUUGUGAGAAAAGGCUGUUCACAGUUCAGAAAACUGACCCCACUGCUUGUAACCUUAAAUUUUAAAAAUGAAUUUAGGUACAUCUUUGACCUAAGAAAUAUAUCUAACUAUAGUAUUGACAAUUUAGAUUUCAUACAUUAAAAACUAUACCACUGUAAGAUGUUAGAGUAUAGGUCUUGUUUUUAAUCAAGAAAAUAAUUACAUUGUAUUGAACUAGCCACUUAAAGAAAUGGAAUAUAUAUAUAUAUAUAUAUAUAUAUAUAUAUAUAUAUAUAUACACACACACAUAUAUUUGCAUAAUAAAGUUUUGCAUUUGCUAUAACCAAGGUUAACCAUAAUUAGUAAAACUGAAAUUAAAUGCUCUCAGUUAUCAAAAUACUCAGCUUGGACUACUGGAGAAUUUAUACUCCUAUUUAAAUGAUAUUUGAGGGUAAAAUGGCUAUUGGCCUAAACCUAAAACCUAGGGAUCUUAACCACAAGACCUGUAUAAAACAUAUGAAGUAAAUAAGUAGUCUGUGGCCACCACUGGAAAUACUAUCUUUAGCUCUAAAAUGGUAAUUUAUACUAUCAUCUAAACCUUUAAGUCAUCUUAAAGUUCCUAAUUGUCAAUGGAGAGCACAAGACCUUCAAGGUCAAAAUUGUGGAAGGCAAUCAUAUUUAGUGUUGGAAUGUGUUUACCUGCGCUUCAGAGUUGGGUUAGACCUGCCCUAGGUUUAUUUCCCAUCCUGUUUCCUUGUUUAAAAUCUGAUCGAGUCCACUUGUUAAGAUUUAGAGUAUGAGAAAGCACCAGUUUACAGCAGCCAUGGGUGUUACAUAUGAGAAGUCUUUUUUAGUAAAGAGGUAUGAAGGUAGUUUGUGAUUCAAAGUAGUUAUGUUCUAGAAGUUACUGAAACACUGAAUUUAACAAACACCGAACCAUUUGUUCAUACCUCUGAACUUCUGGGUCCCAUUUUUAUCAACCAGUCAAUAUAUAACCUUGUUUUAUGUGUGCUUCUAUUUAAAGACAUCUUAUUCAUGUUGUUGAUUCAUUAACAUUAAACUUGUAGUCAACAA